UGAUUGGCUUCAUUGCCAACACCUGCGCAUGUUGAUCAGCAACAGCACGUGUGUGGUCCUGUUCACGUCGAGCUCUCAGAGGAGAGUCUCUCUAAGUAUUUGUUGAUUAUAAUGGAAAAACAAAUGCUGAUAUCAGCUGUCCUUCGUUAUUUUUGCAUGGUUUUCUUAAUGCUGCUGGUCACUUGCAGCUACCCGCUGGUCAGAUCUUCCCUGGCUUCCUCCAAUGCGAUGCACAAACUGGGUGACUUCACCUACCCUUACGGCAGCAUAUUCUCCCCGCUGCUCAAAGCCCUAUCAGAGCACGGAGGGUCGAGGUGGAACCCAGAACUGAAGAAAAAGAUGAAGCCCGAGCACAGGUACAUGAAAUAUCUGACGGAGGUUUACAAGAAGUCCUCCAGAUUGCAUCGGAGUUUGGAAGGAAAUAACAUCUACAACACAGUCCGAAUGAUCAAGCCACAAGAUGAAUAUCUUGCACAAAGCAAUAAAGAGAGUUGUAUGCAGGAUCUUUCCUUCAGCCUUGAUCAAGUAAGAAGAAAAGAACAGCUUCUGAAGUCUGCCCUGCUGUACAAUUUUGAUCAUGACCUUGCAGCACCUGUCAACUCUGUAUGCUACUUGAGUCUCGAGAAACGGGAGCACUCAAACCGUUGUCCCAGGGUCCACCACGCUGGGAACUUCACAGUCAGCACACUUGGGGGGAGCAGGAGGAACUGGGUGGAGGUUGAUGUCACCUCGUUUCUCCGGCCUCUCUUAAAGUUUCACAAGAAGAACAUACACCUGCUCAUCAAUGUCACCUGCCCAGAGGAACAAAGAGCCAGUGGUGAUGGGCGCAAAGGCCCGCUGAAGUUCACCCUGAGGUCCCCUCUUCUGCUUCUUUAUCUCAAUGACACCAGCAAAAUCGCCCACCAGAGGUUUCUGGUAAAUGCCAAAGCAGGUCAAUGGCCAGCCACUGCGGCAAACACAUUUCACAAGCAGAUGGCUUUCAAACCAGAGCAGAGGAUUGGGCGAAAGAGGAGAUGGAAGAGGGAAUCUCCGAAGAGCAAACGAGGCCAUAAAAGUCUGGAUAUCCAACUGCCUGAGCUUCUUCCAAGCUCUGAAUACCAGACAAGCGACUGUUCCUUGUAUGAUUUCAGUGUGCAAUUCAGCCAGCUCAAACUGGAUCACUGGAUUGUUUUUCCACCAAAGUACAACCCGAGGUACUGCAGAGGCAUCUGCCCAAGGAUCAUGGGCUCCCUUUAUGGCUCGCCUGUCCACACCAUGGUGCAAAACAUCAUCUAUGAGAAGCUUGACCCCUCUGUGCCCCGGCCCUCGUGCAUUCCCUCCCAAUACAGCCCUCUGAGUGUCAUGAUCUUCGAAGAAGAUGGCUCCUAUGUCUACAAGGAGUUUGAAGACAUGGUUGCCACCAGGUGCACAUGUCGCUAAGCUAGCUACCAACUUGUCUGUUCUUUUCUUUUUCUUUUUUUCUUUUUUU
Cottoperca gobio is the source of this 1468-nucleotide messenger RNA. RefSeq names its product growth differentiation factor 9 (gene gdf9). The transcript has 2 exons. Gene Ontology annotation, molecular function: cytokine activity; growth factor activity. Bases 112 to 1419 code for a protein of 435 amino acids. Gene Ontology annotation, cellular component: extracellular region. NCBI's taxonomy places the organism in Eukaryota, Metazoa, Chordata, Actinopteri, Perciformes, Bovichtidae. The record is from RefSeq and is a predicted model, not a curated record.